This is a messenger RNA of Anopheles aquasalis, 5884 nucleotides long. RefSeq names its product neuralized E3 ubiquitin protein ligase 4 (gene Neurl4). The record is from RefSeq and is a predicted model, not a curated record. Lineage: Eukaryota; Metazoa; Arthropoda; Insecta; Diptera; Culicidae.
CCCGAGAGCGCGACCGGAGGAGGGACGACGGAAAAAUGUCCCCAACGGCGGUGGCCCCCGUGGCCACCUUCCACCGACGGUGCGGGAAACGAAUCACGCUGACCAACGGGAACCGGACGGCGAUGCGGAACGUGAGUGAGUUCAACCACGGGCUCGUCUUCAGCGCCGAACCGCUCCUGCAGGACGGCCUGUUCGAGGUCCGGAUCGAUGAGAAGAUACAAGCGUGGAGCGGCAGCAUCGAGAUCGGUGUUACGACGGUCAACCCGGAAACGGCGGAACUUCCGCCGUGCGCCACAAAGCUGCGAAACUCCUGGGUAAUGUCCGGAAUCUCCGUGUUGAAGGAUGGCCUGCUGCUGGUGGAAUCGUAUGGCGUUGAUCUGGAGAAGCUGGCCCGUGGGGACCGUGUCGGAGUGCAGCGGACAUCGCGCGGAGAGCUCGUGUUCUACGUCAACGGAGAACCGCAAGGAAUUGCUGCACGCGAUUUGCCACGGUGCGUGUACGCGCUAGUGAAUCUCUACGGCAAGUGUGCCCAGGUUUCGAUCUCUUCCGAUAGCGCUUCCGGUGCUGGCGAUCCCGGCGAGUACGGUGCAGCCAUUGCAGGAGUAUCCUGCGAGGAAACCAUUGGCGCUGGUCCCUCUUCGUCGUCCUCUGCGUCCCAGCAAGCAAUCUCACAAAACAUCGACCGACCCAUCUCGGUGGAGAUGUCCGUAAACGGAGGAGGAGCAGCCCAGGCCAGCGUUCCUAUUCCAAUCCCUGGCGAAGCCGGAACUGGUGCUGGUGCUGGUGCGGCACCAGGGAACGAUCCGCAUGACAAGCUACGCUUUCACACUCGCUGCGGUUCGUUGGUGAAGCUGAGCGCCAACUGUCGUACGGCGGAGCGGCGUCGGCCACUCGAUGAGUUCAACAACGGUGUGGUAAUGACGCACCGACCACUGUGGGAUAAUGAGUUGUUCGAGAUUCGGAUCGAUCGGCUGGUGGACAAGUGGUCCGGUUCGAUAGAGGUUGGUGUUACCACACACUGUCCCUCGGCACUGCAGUUUCCGGCAACGAUGACGAACCUGCGAAGCGGCACGAUCAUGAUGUCCGGUUGUGGCAUCCUAACCAAUGGGAAAGGAACUCGGCGCGAGUACGGAGAGUUUAAUCUGGAUGAACUCCGUGAAGGCGAUCGUGUCGGGAUGAUGCGUAAAGCGAAUGGCAAUCUGCACUACUAUAUCAACGGACGUGACCAGGGUGUGGCCGCAACACGUGUCGCCCAAACGCUCUGGGGUGUGAUCGACCUAUACGGCAUGACGAUCAAGGUGACGAUCGUGGAUCGCGAUGAGCGGGAGCAGCGCAAUCUCGUGACACGCCGGAAUCAUCUGCUGAUGACGGGCCAGGUACAGGAGUUGCCACUCGUCCUACCCCAGUCCAUCGGUAGCCCUUCGGACGUCGACUGUAGCCCUUCGUCGGCAGAUCGGUUGCUGUUUCAUCCGAUGUGUGGUUCCCAUGCGAGCGUCACCCACAGUGGCCGGACAGCACUGCGGCCAAAUGCUUCCGAUGAUUUCAACAAUGGUGUCGUGCUGACACGGCGGCCUCUGAGGCCAAACGAGUUGUUCCAGGUGCGACUCGAGCGCGUCGUGACCAAGUGGGCCGGUUCGAUCGAGAUGGGCGUUACGACGCAUAGCCCCACGGAGCUGGACUUUCCGUUCACCAUGACGAAUGUACGAUCUGGUACGUGGAUGAUGACCGGCAACGGAGUGAUGCACAACGGGAUCACGGUGAUCGAGCAAUACGGCCAGAAUCUCGAUCGGUUGCAGGUUGGUGAUCGAGUCGGUGUCGUGCGGAAGGACGAUGGAACGCUGCACUUCUGGGUGAACGGAAUCGAUCAGGGACCGGCGGCAACGAACGUGGCCGAACGGGUGUACGGUGUGAUCGAUCUGUACGGACAGGCUGCUCAGGCGAGCAUCGUGGACACGUCGGAGUGCGGUACACCGGAUACCGGGAAUUCGACCAUCUCCAACACGACACUCUUCCCCUGUGCCCCGUCCGGGGAACCACGGAUGCGCUUCAACACGGCCGUCCAUGGGCGCAAUGCGCACAUCCUGGCCAGUGGGCUGACUGCGUGCCGGCCAAAGGCACUGGCCGAGUUUAACGAUGCGAUCGUGUUCAGCAGCCGGGCCCUGCGCCAGCGGGAACUGUUCGAGAUCGUACUCGAGACGGUGGUCGAUCGGUGGAACGGUAGCAUCGAGAUCGGCGUGACGGCGAUGCGACCGGACGAGCUGAGCCUACCGAGUACGGCGACCGAUCUUGAGCACGAUACGAUCAUGGUCUCCGGCACGACGCUGCUGCUGAACGGUUUCACCGUCCGCAGUGAUCUUCCGUUCGAUCUCGAUGCCCUUGGCCAAGGGUCGCGUGUCGGGGUGAUGCGCAACGGUGACGCCAUUCACUUCUUCAUCAAUGGCAACGAUCUGGGUGCGUUCUACGAAUCGCGGGCACCGAACCUAUACGCCGUUGUCGAUCUGUACGGUCAGUGUGCCCAGGUGAGCAUAACGGCACCGGCACCCUAUCCGCACGCCGGUGUAACGGCCUGUGGUGCUGGUCUGCAAUCGUUGGCCGAUAUGAGGGCACCGUACGCGAUCAGUGAAAACUCGCAGAGUCUGCAGGCCACCUCGGUUAUACAGCCGCUGGCGUUGGUGGAAUCGAAGCAUCGUUGGUCCUGUAUUACCGGCAGUAGCGUGACGCUGAUGCACAACUGGACACUGGCCGCCCGGUGCACCAACAGUGCCCUCUCGCACUGUCUCGUGUUCUCCGAUCGGCCCCUGGUGCCGGGUGAAACGUUCGAGAUUCGUAUCACCGAGAUGAACCCACUGUACGCCGGGUGUUUAAGGGUCGGAGCGACCGAUCUCAACCUUUCGGACGAGCACGUCCGGAAGAACAUUCCCAUCAGUAUGCGCCGCAUUCCGGCCAACGUGUGGUACGUGAGUGGCAACGAGGUACGUCACAAUUCGACGUUACUUGCACGCUCGCUAGCCUCGCUCGAGUGGCUGCGUGUUGGUGAUCGUAUCGCGAUCGAGCUGACACCUGCCCGAACCCUGCGGAUACUGCUCAACUCGGAGGACAUGAAUAUUGGCUUCACGAAUCUGCCCGACCAGUCGCAGGAUGUGUUUGCGGUGGUUGAACUGAUUGGUGCGACGAUGGCCGUCCAGGUGAUCUCAUCGCAGGGGCCCAGCUCACCGUUGCGCCCGUGUAGCCUCCGGUUGCAGGACUCGCUGGAGCUGGGGCUUGAUCCGCUCAACAAGCAGGACUCGAUGCUGGAAUCGAUCGAUUCCGACAGUCUGGCGAUGGAGUUCUCCGAGGUGCAUCUCGGUAAGAACGUGACGCUGCACGAGGAGCGUCGAUCGGCCUCGCGAGCGCAAUCGUACAAUCAGGCCAUCGUUUGUCUUUCGAAACCGCUCUGCAAAGGGCACAGCGUGAGUGUGCGAGUGAACAGCGUAAACACGCUGUGGAAGGGUACGAUCGCGGUCGGUGCGCUCGGUGUUGCGCCAGUGACGGGCCAACAGUUCCCGUUUCCCACUUCCGCCAUUCUAUUCCGGCGGCCGUGCUGGAUUGCGACGCACGAUUACGUGAACAUUAAUGGCACGAAGACGCAGUCACGGUACGCGGAGAUACUGGACUCGAUCGUACCCGGUACCGUGAUCACGCUCACGCUGACGCACGCCGGUAGUCUGCUGAUCGGUUGUGGUUCAACGCAGCUAGAGGAACUGGCCACCGGAUUACCGCACCAUGUCUAUCCCGUGUUCGAUCUGUAUGGCAAGUGUGAACGCAUCACGAUCGUUAACGGUGAUCCGAGGAAUGGUGGUAGUCCGAUCGAUGAGGAAGUGGCCACGCUUCCAAAUGAACCAGCGAGAUUGGGCGUAAUGGCAGCUGGUGCUGCCACCGAGAUUGCCGUUGCAUCGGGUGUGACUGGUGGUCCGACCGGUUGCACCGCGACAGCGACUGGCACUGGCCUGGAGAACGGUGAAAUGGUUCCACAGUGUGAAAAGGCCGAUCUGGAGAUACACGAAAAGGAAACGGAUCAGACGGGUGUUGCUGCAGCUGCGGCUGCGGCGGCAGUGUCGUCCAUCGCCGGAGGAAGCACAUCGAACGCGAUGAGCCGCUCGGUGAUGGAUUGCGUUUCGGAGAAUCUGCUCAUGAACAUUUCCAUUAAAAUACGAACGGCCAACGAGGCCCGGAAUCAAGAGCUAUCGAACUCAUGUUGUCUCCGUGACUCGCUCCAGUUACAGCACUCGACCAAUCUCAACAUUCAGCGCAGCCAAAGUACGCACCGGUUCAAUGCCAGCAUGCUGGGUAGCUUCGACAGCAACCGAGGUGGUGCCGCGAUCGGUGCAGGUGAUGGUGCAGGGGAACAGUCACGCUCGAUGAGUUCCGGGAACUACGACGAAGGCUUCGAAGACUAUCAUCGCUCUACGGGAUCAGCAGUGGCUGGGGCGGGUGCACCGUCCACUGGUACCAGUACGGGGCUAGAGGCCGCCCUAGCCCUAACCGAUAUUAAUUGCUCCGAGCGUGACACUAAUACCGACACCAACUAUCUCGACGAUGUGGACAGCUAUGGUCCAUUCGCUGCCGGCUCAGGUGAUGCUGGUGCUGAUGUCAAUAUCGAAAACGAGGCGACGGUGGCCGGAGGGCGAGAAGAAUCGACCGAAGAGGAAUGUAGUCGCAAUCGUUUGGAGCAUCGUCGUGCAAAGCUUGGGCUUACGAUGCACUCGAUGAUGAGCCAUGGUUCGGGCUCGGGAUCCGUUUCUUCACUGCCGGCCGAGAUGCAACGGUUGGCACCGGAAGGAGCGGAAGAUGAGGAGGAAUCUAGUCGACCGUAUCAGUCGUUGCCGGUACGAUCGGGUUCCGUGUCGUUGCCACCAUUUACGAUCCCAGCAGCGGCACUUGAGAAUCGAGAUUGCGAUUACCUGAAGCUGGUGAUUGGUUUCAAGCGGACACUCACCCUUCCGGAAGCAUUCUUUACUUGUGAUCCCUGUCGGUGCUACUGCGCUGGCUGUUAUCAUCUGUCCGCGCUCGCCGCUGGCUCGGAACGGUAUGCCGGAGUGUUGAAGGGUUGGGUGCGCUUCCAACUAAACCAGCAAACGGUCCACGGUGGUGGCAGUGCGCUGGUCAACACAACGGAUGAUGCCGCCUGGACGACGGCUUUCUACAACACGCGUGUGGAUAAGAUCCGCUCCGUGUUGGACCACGGUCAACCGCUUCCGAUUGAAACCGGUCACAGACUACCGGAUACGGCGUUGUCCGCCACCUCCAAUGCAACUGUCAGUGAUAACUUCAUUCCAGGAACACAUAUUCUGCUCCGAUCCUUUCCGGAUACUAGUGAACCGGCACAGCCACCCGGCAGUCGUGCCCUAGGGCCGCUCGUCUAUCGCUACAUGGCCAAUGGGCAGUGCUAUCGGAUCUGUACCGCGUUUGAGGUGCGCGUUCGCACCCAAUCCCUCUCGGCAGUCGAUCAUCUGAAUGAACCACCAGCCCGACAAGCGGCACAGCAACAAGCAGCGGAUGUGGUCGCUGGGAUGGGAACAGGAACAGGUAGUGCACCGCCUACUACUGUGCCUUCCACUUGCCAGCCGAUUGCCGGUGGUUUGGGAGCGGUAAGUGGCGGCGUCCCACUUCCUUCAACAGCUAGCAACCAAAACGAUACCGCGUCCCGCUCUUGGACGACCAAGGAAGCGGAUGCUUGCGUCUUGACGGCGCUUCUGCUUUGCUUACUGCCUAGCCCUCCAUAAGCCGACUACCGGGCAAGGGGCUAGAAGCAUGAUCUGCCGUAUUUAUGUACCGUGUUACCCUUAAAUCGAUCCGUGUUCUCUCACUGCUUCAUUCAAAUAGAUUUCAUCUAAUGCACACUAUA